GGAACGGAUUAAAAUGAAAAUUAGAAAAAUGAACUCCUAACUCCCCAAGUAUUUUAGGCUUUUAGCCGAAAAGGCGGGUGGAAAACAAGCAAGGCCGAACCAAUUUACCCAGACACGGGAGAUGGAAUCAUCACAGACGCAAAGUGGCGUGGGAGUGGGAGCAACGUCGCCGGCGGCGGCAGCCGCUACCGGCGGCAGUGGAGGGAACGGGAUGAUCCAUCAAGCCAACGAUUCUGCGGCCGCAGCCGCUGCCGCCGCUGGCGAGGAUUCGAAGCAAAACCUGAACGACGUCAUCAACUCCAUCCAGAAGACUCUUGGUCUUCUCCACCAGCUCUACCUCACCGUCUCUUCCUUCAACGUCGCCUCUCAGCUCCCUCUCCUCCAGCGCUUGAAUGCUCUCGUCUCAGAGCUCGACAACAUGAUGAAAUUGUCUGAGAAGUGCAGUAUUCAGGUUCCCAUGGAGGUUCUUAAUUUGAUCGAUGAUGGAAAAAAUCCAGAUGAAUUCACAAGGGAUGUUAUAAAUAGCUGCAUCGCUAAAAAUCAGAUCACCAAGGGUAAAACUGAUUCCUUCAAGAGUUUACGGAAGCAUCUUUUGGAAGAACUUGAACAGGCAUUUCCUGAUGAAGUGGAAUCAUACAGAGAAAUACGGGCAACUUCUGCUGCUGAAUUGAAACGACUUGCGCAAGCACAGAGUGUACUGCCAAAUGGUGAUGUUAAGGUUAAACAGGAGCUCUAAUGCCACGUUAUUGGUGAAUAAGGUUUAUACUCAUCAUGUUUGUAACCUUCCAAGUUGUCUAUAAACAAAUUUAUUGCUCAAUAUGAGAUUAAUGCAUUCAUUUAUCUGGCGUAGCCACCUUUGUAGCCUGAGUUUCUUUCUGGAAUAGAUGAUUAGCUAUCAGAAAAUGUGACAACUUUGUGAGGAAUGAUUGAUCCUGUUACUGAUUAAAUCCUUUAGCAGAGUUUCAACACGCUUGAAAUGUGCUGGAGAUUUUCUGUUUAA
Molecule: messenger RNA, 1000 nt
Organism: Malania oleifera
Lineage: Eukaryota; Viridiplantae; Streptophyta; Magnoliopsida; Santalales; Ximeniaceae
Product: mediator of RNA polymerase II transcription subunit 10b
Exons: 5
Coding region: 122-736 (204 amino acids)
Biological process (GO): positive regulation of transcription by RNA polymerase II
Cellular component (GO): mediator complex; chromatin
Molecular function (GO): transcription coregulator activity
Source: RefSeq, a predicted model, not a curated record